Molecule: messenger RNA, 363 nt
Organism: Prunus armeniaca (apricot)
Lineage: Eukaryota; Viridiplantae; Streptophyta; Magnoliopsida; Rosales; Rosaceae
Source: the annotation of a GenBank genome assembly
AUGAGUUGGGGACUUCGUCCGGAAGGAUAUGGGGAACCUUUCUAUGGGGAUGAGGCAGGAUUUUCUAUUCAAAUGUACCACAAUGGUGAAAUAAGAGGUAACUAUUAUGUGAAUGGGUCUGUGGAUUGGUUUGAUUAUUGUGAUAAGGAUAGGAUGUCAAUGACUGAGAUAGAUGCCAUGGUGAAGGAGUUAGGGCACGAAGGUUUCAUUAACUACUGGUACAAUAUUCCAGGUGAUAGUUUUGAUGGUGGCCUAGUUAAGCUGAGUGAGGAUACAGAUGUCUUAGACAUGCUAGUAUUUGUGCCAGACACUAGGGUGAUAAAUAUAUUCCUAGAACAUGUCUUGGCAUGUAGUCAAGAGUAG